AUGUUGCACAGUAAUGCCAGAUGCAAAUGAUCGCAACACGUCGACUUUUUAAUAACCUACACGUUAUAACAUAUGUUUUGUUUUCGAUAUUAUUAUAUGAUCUAAUACAAAUUUACUCAACACACUGUGUGUGUAUAUAUCUACAUGUAAAAUAUGUAUACAUAUUGUGUGUAUGUGCAUUGUUCAUUUUUAUUAUUAUAAAAAAAAAAAAACAAAUAAAUAAAAAAUAUUCAUAUCAGUAGAAUGCAUAUUACGGGAGAGUCGUAUAAUGAAGAUAAAUCAUGCAAAGAAAAAGAAAAGAGAAAAUUUAAAGUUGUAAGAACGAUUGAGAUGUAUUCUUUCAAUCCACGAUUCAAGCUGACGUGCGUAUUCUUUAUCUUAUCAAAUUUUCUCUAAUAUAAAUAUGUAUACACGCAUAAACAUAUAUUAUAUCAAUGUUUUAAAUUCUUCAGUGCAUAGUUGAAUGCUGUUAAGAACGAACGAAAAGUGUUACAUUAAAACAAGAUUGACAAAUUAAUAUCAAAUAUUUUUUUUUUUUUUUUUUAUAAAACACCUAACACAAGCAUUCAUUCGAGUCAUGAGUAUCGGUGACGUAUGGUUGAGAGACACUGUGAUGUCAUACGGAAAAAUAAUUGUAACAUUAAUCAUAUUAAUUUAUAUAAUCUUUAGAAAAUGGCCAAAAUUAUGUGAAAUUGUUUAUAAGGCGCAUCUCCUUGGAUUCGAGAUGGAACUCGCGGAAAUUGCAUUUCCUUACAAGAAGGAAUUGUUUAAAAUACUUGAAACUAUUGUUUCCAAUGACGAAUCACUUCGAUCUAAGGGAUGCAUUCGCGUACUCGAAAUUGGAGUUAAAACUGGUGAUAAUAUUCGAUUUUAUCCAGACAAUACUCAUUUUAUCGGUGUUGAUUGGAACACAAAGUUGGCCGAGUACCUUAAUGAUGACAAUCAUUCCUGGCAAUUCGGACAUAUAUUCGUCGAACGUCUCAUUAUCGGGGAUGGCAGUAAUUUAAAACUCAUUCCUGAUAAUCACGUAGACGUUGUAGUAUCGAUUAGAUCACUUUGUUCGAUUAAAUUACCACUAAAUGCUUUAGAUGAAAUUAAACGGAUCCUCGGGCCGGGUGGAAGAUAUAUCUUUAUGGAACACGUUCCAGAAACAAAAGAUUAUUUUUUACGCUGGAUACAAAUAAUAUUAACGCGAUCAGGGUUGUGGCCAUCGUUAUUCGGAAAUUGUCAUUUGGAUUUUGAUAUUAUAAGAGAAAUUAAUGACGCUGGUUUCAAACGUGUUACAUCAACGUCGAUCAUACUAGACGGUCCUGUUUCUCAAACUGUACAUUUAUUACUCACCGGUCAACACGUGCUAGGUGUAGCAAUGCGAUAAGUACAAAUGUUCAAUUUUUUUCU
This is a messenger RNA of Polistes canadensis, 1398 nucleotides long. Its product is annotated as methyltransferase-like protein 7A. The record is from RefSeq and is a predicted model, not a curated record. The transcript has 3 exons. Bases 578 to 1375 code for a protein of 265 amino acids. Gene Ontology annotation, molecular function: S-adenosylmethionine-dependent methyltransferase activity. NCBI's taxonomy places the organism in Eukaryota, Metazoa, Arthropoda, Insecta, Hymenoptera, Vespidae.